AUGACGGCACCUGUCGAGCCAUCAAGGGAGAAACUCGGCAAGAGGUUGAUGGACUACACGGGUGCCAAGAGUAUGCUUUACCCGGACCAAGCGUUUCUUUCCCAAAAAUCCCUAACCCUAGUUCCGUCCAUCGGCAAUACCAUCGGCAUCCGGCGACCGACCACUUGCUCCGGCGACAAAUCCUCUACCGGCGACCACACUUCACGGCACCCGGGACCCGCGCGUUCACUUCCCAUCUCCGUCUCUGCGGUUUUCACCGGCGACGCGUCCUCUCUGACGGCGAUUCGGGAUUUUCACUUCACACCGCCGAUCUCCGACGCCACCUCCGACCGACGAGUUCGUUCCUCCGACCAGAGCUGUGGGUUCCGACCACAUCUGUGCUUACACUCCGAGCCCCGGCGACACGCGUUCACAGCAGCAACAAUCCAGCGACCUAGCCCAUCCCCGUUCAGCUCCCGAGCGUACUCUCGUUCCGACUACUGA
Molecule: messenger RNA, 483 nt
Organism: Striga asiatica
Lineage: Eukaryota; Viridiplantae; Streptophyta; Magnoliopsida; Lamiales; Orobanchaceae
Source: the annotation of a GenBank genome assembly